Molecule: messenger RNA, 4051 nt
Organism: Clupea harengus (Atlantic herring)
Lineage: Eukaryota; Metazoa; Chordata; Actinopteri; Clupeiformes; Clupeidae
Product: A kinase (PRKA) anchor protein 7
Exons: 9
Coding region: 628-2049 (473 amino acids)
Cellular component (GO): cytosol
Molecular function (GO): protein kinase A regulatory subunit binding
Source: RefSeq, a predicted model, not a curated record
CUGUAGCCAAACCACCCACACCAUUUAACUUUCGUUUUCAAUUCGCACGUAUUGGCCCUACGGUACACCCGUACUUAAAGUAUGUUUACAGUGUAGCAAAGCGUUGUCUGACAUGCCUGUACGUUAGCAACAGGGUCAGCAAUGCUGCAUUCAGGACGCCGUAGUAGCUAACGCUAAUCUAUAAAUAACUUUUCUAGCAAUAACACGUCACAAUCUGCUUAGGUGCUAGAGCAAGCCAUUUAACAGUGACAUAGAAAACAAUAUUGUACGAAGGAUGGAGGAAUACAGAUGAACACUUAAGAAAUAUAGUAUAAUGGAAACCUGAUUGAGUUAUAGGUUUUAACUUUUAAGCUAAAACAGGUGCUAGCUAGCUCAGUUAGCUGGCUCACAUGCAUGCAAGUUGCAAACCAGGUGACUGCUAACGUUAUUUGCUAUUUAUAAAAAAGGUUGUAGUUGAAAACUUGCUUUUUGAUGUAAGCAUCGUUUUAACCAUAGUUGACCUUUCUUCGAUAUAUUGAAUGGUGGCAUUCGUUUGCUUUGCAGCAAGUCUGCUGCUGCAAACGACCAGCCUUCCGUGCUGGCUAACCUAAACUGCUAGCUAGCUAGCUAAGUUUAUAUAAGUUUGACAUGUUUGGACGACAUGCAGUUGAAACGCUGACCAAGCUUAUACUUCUUAGGGGUGUGCAGAGACGUGCCUCCGCAAAUGUCCAAUUACUGGUUUGCCCUAAAGUGAGAUUAAAUCUGGUUACUCGAGCAAAUGCUUGCAGCAUCUUGCUAAAACAUUUAAGUUAUAUGGACAUGCAACCUCCUUGCGGCUCCGAAUCCGACCCGCUCCUUGAGUUCGAUAUCACUAUGGAGCAUGAUAGUCAUGAGUUAUCAUCUGCAACAGUUACAAGUUUUGAUACAGUUCAUGCCGACAAGGCUUCAAGUUCUGCACAAGGAGACGUCAGCACUGAGAAGGCAAAGAGGGCAAAAAAGAAAGCCAAGAAGCCCCGUGGUCGUAAGAAGAAGCAGCCAACGGUAUCAGGGUGCUCUGAUGAUCUCAUGGCAGAGCUACCUUUUGCUGGCACAGAAGUGUGGAAAGACCUUGGAUUUACAACCUCAGAGCGACUGAAGAAAAAAAGAAAAAUCGGUGAAAGCAGUGAGAGUGACGAUGAUGCAGACAAGAAGAAGAAGAAGAAGAAAAAGGAGUCUCAACGUCCAAAUUACUUUGUAUCAAUCCCCAUCACUAACCCUAAGAUUAGGGCGGGGAUGGAGGCGGUGCAGGCAGCGGUAAUCCAGAGAGACCCUCGUCUGAGCCGCGUGCUCAUCCCUGCCGGCAGCCUCCACAUCACGCUGCUGGUGACCCACUUGGGCAGCCAGGACCAAGUCGACUCGGCCGCGUGCGCUUUGGAACACAGCAGGCAGAGUGUGGUGGAGCUGUUGGAGGGCCAGGAGCUGGUGCUGCCGUUCUGUGGCAUGAUGAGUUUCAAGAACGAGGUGGUGUUUGUCAAGCUCGCAGAAGGGGAGCACAACAAAAAGCUGACACAAAUUGCAGAGGCAGUGAGGAGGACGUUUCUGGAGCGGGGCAUCGCCGUGACUGACGACAAAGCCUUUAAGCCUCACCUGACUUUCAUGAAGCUCUCCAGGGCGCCUAAACUCAGGAGUCAGGGUAUUAAGAAGCUGGACCCGGAGCUGUACGCAGAGUUCUCUCAGCACCAGUUUGGGGACGAGACCUUGUCCCGUAUAGACCUGUGCUCCAUGCUGAAGAAAAAGAGCCCCGAUGGGUACUACCACCGCGAGAAGUCCAUCCGCUUUGAUCUUACUCAAAGAGCUCAUCGAGCCUCAAGGACAAGUGGAAAGAAGCUUCCGGAGCCGGAUGACGAGGAGCUGGUGAGCCUGAGCAAGCGUCUGGUGGAGGACGCGGUCCUGCGGGCCGUCCAGCAGUACAUGGAGGAGACGCAGCAGAACAACGGCGGCGCCGCCCAGCCCAAAGGAGAGGGCCAGACGCCGGCACAGACGGCAACCCAGGUUCCAUCCGACACCCUCAACUCUAACGCCAGAAAGUGAGCCCGUCCAAUCAGCCUAGCAAACCCCUGCCCGCCCCCCCAGCCCACCCAGGACCACUAUGGGGUCCAGCCUCUACCACCCCCCAAAGGCAGGGCACCAGACAGGUGGCGCCUCCCGUCUGGGAAGAAGGGACUAUAAGGAGAGAGGACCGAGGAGGAGGAAGAGGAGAAGGAUUUGCUCUCUUGGGAAUUGAAGGAUUUUCUUGGUUUGGUUGACGUCUUGACGCGAUGUGAUUGGAUGGAUUUCAGAAGAUUUGGAAUCUUGUGCAGUUUUUCUUUUUUUGUCUUGGUUUUCCGUUGUUUUUGUUUUUCUGAAGGAUGAUCCCCGCCAAGCAGCUCAGCACAACCCACUGUCUCCUUUUUUUUGAAAAUCUGUGUCUUUGUUUUUAUGUACCUUGGGUCCCUGAGUGAAAGACUUUGACCUUUUGUGCAGAGGUAACCACUAGAACUGAACAGUCACCCAGACAGGCCCCUGGGUGCUCAAGCACUUGGUGGAUAAGCUGGACAGCUACAGUCAUGUACACACUACACCUGCAUCUGUUGUGUGUGUGCCUCGUUUGUGUUCAAGAAACGGCAGAACAGGCAGGCCAGACUCUGGCCAACCAUCGGCAGAUCAGUGCAAAGACAAUCACCAUCUUGACUAACCUUAAUCUAUCACUACAGAACAAAAAAAAAGCCAGCUUCUCCGAAACCUUGUCUCAAACUAAGACCAAUGAAAUGUGUUUUUAGAAUUCUUAUAAAUUGUUUCAUUAUUAUCAUGGACUAUGCAGUCGAAAAAACAUGCUGUGAACAAUGUUUACACGUUGUCCGGUCAGUGCUAUGUGUUUGCUGAAACCGUGGCGUUGUAGUCCAGUCAAAGUAAUGUCCAUCUUGUGGGUGAAGAUGCUCUAAAACUCCACAGAGAAAAAGAACACAUUUACAGGGGGCUGAGGGCAGAGAGUGAGGUAAAGAAUAGAAGUGGUGUGGGGGGAGGGGUGAGAUUGGGAAAGGCUAAGAAGAUUGGCAGCCAUCAUGUUUUGGGUUCAAAAGGCUAGCCAGUGUUGUUUUAUUACGUCUGGAUUUUGGUUCUUGUUUUUGUUUGGUCUCCUAUUGUCUACCUGUGAAUGUUAGGGGCAGGGCGUGAUGAGAGCCGUAUCAGAAGGGUGUUGGACCGGCAGAGAGAUUCGGUCCAGAGGAGGCUGGGGAACAUACGGGCUCUCCUGGCCCAGCCGUCGGUGCGAGCUCAAAUCUUCCAGGAGCUCCACGGAGGACAGAGGACAGGUGCACUGCUAUGACCACUCAUUGACCCUUACUGGACAGGGUAAAAGGCAACACACCAUGGAGGAUAAUGGCCUACCCAGUAUCACUCCUCCCUUUAGCAGAGAGUGAAAAUGGUGUCUACCCAUUUUCAAACCACAGACACACAUUCAGACAUGAAGGCUCACACACUCACACACACACACACACACACACACACACACACACACACACACACACACACAGCUCAUUGUUUUAAGCCAGUGAGUGAAGUGAGCACAGCUGACUGUUUGGGACAAUCUCAUAUUUUCCUUUAUUUUUAAAUUAUUUCUGCAUAUUCUCAUUUAAAUUAUGUCUAAAACCUGUUCUUAGAUGCAAAAAAAGCACAAACUCAUGAGUUUAAGUUUUAAUGUGUUUUUUGCAUUUCGUAGGGUCAAAGAGAGACCUGAGCUACUACUUCAAGUGGCCUUAACUAUUCAAUUAGAACAUGGAUAUUGUGUCAUAACCUUGCACUCAGAGACAUGGUUUCAUUGCUUUUUACCUUCAUCUUCUGUUUGCGUUACAGCUGUUAACCUUCACCAAAACCUUAAAAAGAAACACGCUUUAUUUUUCCAUUUCAUAUUCAUUUGUUGCUGUGGUGCACAGCAAGUCAUAAAAACAUAAUGAAGUUUUUUUUUGACUUCAGCUCUACCAGAUGUCAAGAGUGUCAUUUAAUACGUUCAACCAUGGUGAACAGUCCAUCUCAAUAAAAUCAGGAUGUGAUUUUU